Messenger RNA from Aegilops tauschii subsp. strangulata, 2136 nucleotides. Its product is annotated as F-box/LRR-repeat protein 13-like. The record is from RefSeq and is a predicted model, not a curated record. NCBI's taxonomy places the organism in Eukaryota, Viridiplantae, Streptophyta, Magnoliopsida, Poales, Poaceae. Gene Ontology annotation, molecular function: protein binding.
UGGCCCAACAUUUCUCGCUCGCCAAAACCCUCGCCUCCAUUCCUCACCUCAAUCAUUCCGCAAGACCAAACCCCUCCGCCGCCGGCCAUGGGCGACCCGCAGUACCUCGUCGGCUCCCCCAGGAGCAAUUUGGAGCGCGACGGCCGGGACUCUGCGGCCUUCGCCAUCGGCAUAAACCUGAUGCUCUCUUUCGUGUACGAUUACCUCCCCUACUCGCCCGUCUCCCCCACCCCCACCCUCUCGCUCGCCGGCGCGCUGUGGGUCUCCGACGGCGUCGACCGCAUCAGCCGCCUCCCCGAUGUGCUCCUCCGUGACAUACUCUCCCGCCUCCCCGCCAAGGACGCCGCACGCACCGUCGCCCUCUCCUCGCGCUGGCGCCCGCUCUGGCGCUCGGCGCCCCUGGCUCUUGUCGACAGUCAUCUGCUUCCGGACGGCGGCGCGGCCGGGCAGUUCACCCUCGGCGCUCCCUCUCCCCGCGCCGUCACGGACGCGGUGUCCCGCGUCCUCGCGGCGCACCCGGGGCCCUUCCGCUGCGUCCACCUCACCUGCAGCACCAUGGAGGAGCACCGGGGCGAGAUGGCGCGCUGGCUCGACGUCCUCGUCGCCAAGGGGGUCCAAGAACUCGUCUUUGUCAACCGGCCUUGGCCGCUAGACCUGCGCCUCCCGGCCACGGUCUUCAGCUGCUCCUCCCUCACCCGCCUCUAUCUCGGCGUCUGGAGGAUCCCGGACACCGCCGCCGUACCGCGCGGCGCCAGAUUCCCCAACCCCCUGGAGCUCGGCCUCUGCUUCAAUGCCAUGGAGGACCGCGAUCUGGCAUUCAUGCUUGAAAGAAGCCCCGUCCUGGAGUUCCUCGUCAUCAUGGGGAGCCAGACCGGAGUGCGCCUCCGCCUCGUCAGCCAGAGCCUCCGGUGUCUUCAGCUGGGAUAUACCUACUUGGAGGACAUCGACGUGGUGGAUGCACCUCGCCUGGAGAGGCUCUUCCAGUUGGGCGAUUUUCGCCAGAGCGAGCUCACUGCCCCCAGCAUCAAGAACUGCUCUUCCAAGAUCAAGAUUGGGCGUGCACCUAACCUGCGUGUGCUGGGAUACCUUCGGCCAGGAGAGCAAGAGUUGGGGAUUACCAACACCGUCAUCGUGGUAACAAUGCCUAAUUUAAUUUGCAUCUCUGCUGUGUCAAUUAAUAACAAUGCCAAUCUAUGAUCCCAAUUAGUUUAUCUGUCCUUGGGUGCAUUGCAUGCUGGGGCCAAGGAGAGCAUUGUGCCUAGUAUCCAGAUUUUGGCCAUAGAGGUGCAAUUCGGUGCCCGCAAUUGUGUCAAGAAAGUGCCUGGUUUUCUCAGAAGCUUUCCUAACCUGGAGACCCUCCAUGUGCAGUCCCCACACAUACCUAAAGAGUCCACUGGCAAGGUGAAUCUCAAGUUCUGGCAGGAGGGUGGUCCCAUCAAAUGCGUAGUGCAGAGCUUGAAGAAGGUGUUCUUCUACGAGUUUCGAGGGUCCAGAAGUGAAGUCGCUUUCCUCAAGUUCAUCGCGGAGAGAGGUCGGGUGCUGGAGCAGAUGGUGGUCGUGGUGGCCAAAGAAUGUUUCUCUCCGGGAGGUGAUGGUGUGAUUGCCAAGCUGAAGCCUCUGACCAAUGCAAAAUGGAACAGCAAAGGUUGCAAACUUGAGCUCUUCAAGAGCCCACUCACUGAUGUGGCAGGUCCAAUUUGCAGCCACCGACAUGCUUCUGACUUCGGGUUUGCUGACCCCUUUGACCUCGAGUUCUACUGCGAAUCUGAAACGAUCUCCGUAAGUUAAUAAGUAGCAGUAUGCCAUGCCUCUUGUGGUGCAAGACUACUGGUAACUAGUUAGACUUUGUGUUGUCGGGAAUGACAGGAGCUAAAAAUACCUGCAUUUCUAUUGGCAAGCUUUCUGCAUGAUGAGGUUGUUUCUUGUUUGUGCCAAGUCAAGACUUAUGUGGCUAAAUGCUGGUGGAAGAAGUAACAGAUCGAAUUAGAUAAAAAAUAUUAGUACCUUCCAAGCCAAUCAGCAGGGCUAUCUAGUACUCUAGUGCCUAGCUAGUAUGGUUUUUCUGGUUUGUCCAACUGCAAUUUCAUUAGCAUGUUGUGCAUUUGUUGUUACCAUGAAUCAAUCUGUUAUGCAUUA